AUGAGGAGACAAUGUGAUGACGAAAAGCCAUCGCUGGAUAUCUUCCUGAAGACAGUCAUGUCUGAAGCCCUGCAGAGACUGAUCCCAACUGUGAGGAACUGCAGGAAGGCUCGACUUUCUGACUGUGAACUCUCAAAGACUCACUGUGAAACCGUGGCCUCGGCUCUGAAGUCCAACCCCCAUCUGACAGAGCUGGACCUGAGUGAGAACAAGCUGCAGGAUUCAGGAGUGGAGCUGCUGUCUGCUGGACUGGAGAGUCCAAACUGCAGACUGAAGACUCUCAGAUUGAGGUUCUGCUGGUUGACAGACAGCUGCUGUGCUUCUCUGGCCUCGGCUCUGAAGUCCAACCCCCAUCUGACAGAGCUGGACCUGAGUGAGAACCAGCUGCAGGAUUCAGGAGUAGAGCUGCUGUCUGCUGGACUGGAGAGUCCAAACUGCAGCCUGAAGACUCUGAGAUUGAGGAGCUGCUGGUUGACAAAGAGCUGCUGUGCUUCUCUGGCCUCGGCUCUGGAGUCCAACCCCCAUCUGACAGAGCUGGACCUGAGUGAGAACCAGCUGCAGGAUUCAGGAGUGAAGCUGCUGUCUGCUGGACUGGAGAGUCCAAACUGCAGCCUGAAGACUCUCAGAUUGAGGCGCUGCAGGUUGACAGAGAGCAGCUGUGCUUCUCUGGCCUCGGCUCUGAAGUCCAAUCCCCAUCUGACAGAGCUGGACCUGAGUGAGAACCAGCUGCAGGAUUCAGGAGUGGAGCUGCUGUCUGCUGGACUGGAGAGUCCAAACUGCAGCCUGAAG
Molecule: messenger RNA, 789 nt
Organism: Myripristis murdjan (pinecone soldierfish)
Lineage: Eukaryota; Metazoa; Chordata; Actinopteri; Holocentriformes; Holocentridae
Product: ribonuclease inhibitor-like
Exons: 6
Molecular function (GO): protein binding
Source: RefSeq, a predicted model, not a curated record